Messenger RNA from Moneuplotes crassus, 1144 nucleotides. The record is from the annotation of a GenBank genome assembly. NCBI's taxonomy places the organism in Eukaryota, Ciliophora, Spirotrichea, Euplotida, Euplotidae.
AAUAAAUACUUCAUUAGAAUGUGAGUCAAGUGAAACACCAACAUUUGUAAGAACACCAGCACUGAGUAUUGCCUAGAUCAUCAGAGACCUAUUUGAUUUAAGUGAAAAUCUGACCUACAUUUCGAGUGUAAAGUGGAGCAUCUAGUCAGUCCAGAAGAGCUAGAGUACCAAGUAGAAAGUCUAGGAUAUCUUCUUAAAACAAUGAAGAAGUCCUUCACUCAGUUUAGUCUUGAAGACUUCUACCCUCAGUUUGAAGAGAUCAUUGAAAGUAUCCAAAACGAGCACGAAGAUCUUAAACAGGAGACUUUAAAAGAGAUCAAAGACAAAGCAUUCUUGAAGUUUGCAGAACUUGAAGUCAAAUUUAACUUACUUCGGAAAAAGAUUCACGAAGAUUAUAUUUUGAAAGACCUGAUGAGUCAUAUCUUCCAGCUAACAGUUCUUAAGGAUUUCGAUAUUGAAGCUAUUGGACUUGAGAUACAAGAAGAUGAUAAUCCAGAUUAUGACGAGAGAACAACUGUAGAUAAAGAUGCUGAUUCAUUAAAAAUGGUGAAUAGUAUUUCUAAGAAAGAGAAUGCAGAAGAUAGUAAGAUUCAAGUGCAAUCUCAGAUUAUUGAAGUAUUAAGACCCAAAUACUUCCAGACUUGCAAUCCCAAUAAAUUUCUGCCUUGUCUUCAGCUGAACUGAUUAUCUCCACAUCACCUAAAUUUUAUGAAGGAAUGUAUUGCUCAAAAAACAAAGCUCAUCAAAAUUAAGAAGUUUUGCUUUUUUACUGAUAAUUCUCAAAUACCACUACUAAAAGAAUAUAUCGAUGAAUGAAUCCCUGAAGAUUUUUGAGAGACACUGAUUUUUGAUCAUUCACAGAAUGAAGACAAGGCUUAUUUCUCAAAUUACUCAUCAUGCAUAGAAGAGCUUCUUUACAACCCUCCAAGCACUCUUGAGUUCAAACAAUACAUUUUUGAGAAAGAAGAUCUUGAAUAUUUAAAAAGUAUGAUCCAAGAAAACUCUCUAAAAAUAACUCUGGCUAAUUGCUGGAGAACCUUCCCCAACUCCCUCACCUUAUUCAGAUUAACCAAAGAAGACCAAUGCAACUACUCUCUCCACCACAUUGAGCCUCUAUCCAGUUUCUGCUAACUUUAUUUCCAUA